Molecule: messenger RNA, 1242 nt
Organism: Cordyceps militaris CM01
Lineage: Eukaryota; Fungi; Ascomycota; Sordariomycetes; Hypocreales; Cordycipitaceae
Product: FMN dependent dehydrogenase, putative
Exons: 2
Coding region: 1-1242 (413 amino acids)
Molecular function (GO): FMN binding; oxidoreductase activity
Source: RefSeq, a predicted model, not a curated record
AUGUCCGACAACAACGACGAUGACGGCCCUCCACCCUACGCCAACCACGUAAAGACGGUGCUCGAGCAGGGCGUCGUCAUGGGCAACCUGCCCAAGGUGACAACGGAUCCGAACCUCCUCGAGGAGCAGGCGCGCAAGGAAAUGGUACUCCAUAGGGGCUUUGAGUAUAUCCGUGGCUCCGCUGGCGAGGCCGCAACCAUGCAUGCCAACCGUCUCGCCUUUCGUUCGUGGAAGAUAAUUCCCCGCAUGAUGAGGCCGACAGGAGACCGGGAUCUGAGCGUGACCCUGUUUGGCAAAAAGUACAGAUCGCCCCUCCUCAUGGCGCCGCUCGGUGUCCAGGGCACCAUGCACCCUGACAAGGAGAUUGGCAACGCCCAGGCGUGCGCGGAGCUCGGCGUGCCCUUUACGCUGAGCACUUCGGCCACGACGGGCAUCGAGGAGCUCGUCGCGGCAUCGCCCGAGGGCGACAAGUGGUUUCAGCUCUACUGGCCGCAGGACGAGGAAAUCACCGCCUCGAUCCUGACCCGGGCCAAGAAGCACGGCUACCAGACCCUGGUCGUGACGCUCGACACAUGGAUCAUGGGCUGGCGACCGAGCGACCUGGACACGGCCAACAUACCCUUCCUCACCGGCGUCGGUGACGAGGUCGGCUUCCAAGACCCCGUCUUCCGGCGCAAGUUUGCGGAGAGGACCGAUGGUGAGACGCCCGAGGAGAGCCCCGUCUUGGCGGGCAUGUACUGGUGCAGCGAGAUCUUUCCGGGCGUCAGCCGCUCGUGGGACGAGAUUCGGAUUCUGCGCAAGUACUGGGAUGGGCCGAUGGUUGUCAAGGGUGUGCUGAGCGUCGAGGACGCCCAGCUCGCCGUCGAGUACGGCUUGGACGGCGUCAUUGUGAGCAACCACGGUGGGCGCCAGGUGGACGGCGCCAUCGCCAGCCUUGAUGCGCUACCGGGUAUUGCCCAGGCGGUCGGGAGCAAGAUUACCGUCAUGAUGGAUUCCGGCAUCCGUACCGGCGCGGACAUUUUCAAGGCUCUUUGUCUCGGAGCGCAGGCCGUGUUUGUUGGCCGGCCUGUUGUCUACGGAUUGGGUAUUGCUGGUAAGGACGGCGCGUAUGCUGUCCUGGCGAACCUUCUUGCAGACUUGGAUAUCACGAUGGGUAUUUCUGGCGUCAAGAACAUAGCGGAACUCAACCCCUCGAGGGUAGCCAAGAUUCAACACCCGGGCGAUGUUCGAUCGAAUCUGUAA